AUGCCUCUCUGGGUCAUAUACCAUCCACCCAGCACAUUCACCUCUACGGCCACCAAGGCGGCUUUAGCAAAAGCAAUCACAGAAAUCUAUGUGCUCGGCGGCCUCCCCAGAUUUUACGUCAAUGUCAUCUUUCAACCCAUCCAGCCCGAAUCGUACUACAUCGGCGGUGUCGCAAGACCCUCCCCAGAUAGUGAGGACAACAAGCCUGGGCCUGAUAGCUCGGUGCCUUUUAUCAGGAUCAGGAUGGAGCAUUUUGCUCGAGUAAUGCCCUCGGCCGCACACCAAAAGCGCUUCUUAGACAAGGUCGACGAAACGCUGAAGCCGUUCAUCGCAGACCAAGGGUAUGACUGGGAGUACAGUACUGAAGAGGCGGAUAGAGAUUUGUGGAAAAUCAACGGAAUGCUGCCGCCGAUGCCGGAGACUGUGGCUGAAAAGGAAUGGGUAGAGAAGAAUAGGGCGGUGGAGUUUGAGCCGGAGCAGGGUGGAUUGCCGAAGCUGUGA
This is a messenger RNA of Alternaria atra, 501 nucleotides long. RefSeq lists its product as uncharacterized. The transcript is spliced from 2 exons. The coding region runs from base 1 to 501 and encodes 166 amino acids. NCBI's taxonomy places the organism in Eukaryota, Fungi, Ascomycota, Dothideomycetes, Pleosporales, Pleosporaceae. The record is from RefSeq and is a predicted model, not a curated record.